ACAUUGAGGAAUGCAACCCUGGCACUGGGUCAACUAAACAAGUGAGAUCCACUGCACCAGAGGAAGACGGCUUACUUACUCCACCUUGUACACCAGGCAGACCAGCAGUCACUAGACCACUUUGGCCACUUCCAGACGACGCGUUAAGCGAGCGCACUGAACGUUACAAAAGCUGGAUGCUACGACAGCUGGGUGCCUUGAAUGUGAUAGUGGUUCGAAGUUGAGGAUAUAACAAAAGUUGUUGUUUUUUGUUGAAGGUACGGAUAGAGAUGAAAGCCUACGUGAAAGAUCUUAAAGUGUAUUUAGACUAAAUUGCAUAAGGCAAGAUGUAGUUAGUCUAGUCUCCUUUUCCACAGUAUUAAGUCACAAUGCGCGCAAAAAUAUGACGUUCUUAUAUUUUUGUCCACCACGAAAAACAACGCCUGCUUACAAGAGUUGAAAAAAUAAUGCCCAGUUCGCUCGUUUCGGUUUAACACAGAUGUCAUUUUAAACGCAUGCAGUGUGUUGUUACGGUGUCAAACAGUGAAUGUUAGAGCAAUGUGAGGGAUUUUGAGGGUACAGAGGAGACAACUGAAUUGGAAACAUAGAGAAGACCACUGAAUUAGACGAUUCCGGAAUUUGUUGCACAGAGAAUACACCGGAAAUUAGAUGCAUAGAGCGUAUACUAUCUUCGACCACGCCACAGUACCAAACAGCAUGCACAUUGUCAACGCUCAUGAUUGUACGACAUGGUGACGACAUCACCGGUCAGGACACCCGAGCACUUAGCACUUCGCUUUGCUGGGCAUCCCUUUAUCCAGCUACCCGUGUGUCCAAAAAAAAAAAAUGACACCGUUCACAUCGCUCUGGUAUUUCUUUCAAGAGAAUCCCUGAUGUUGUCAUUCUGUUAAUUUUUCUUUCUUUUUUUUUUUCGUUAAAAUAUUGGCAACACAUAUGUGAUAAAUACAGGUUUAGGUCGUAGAGGUUUUUUUGUCUUCUUCUUCUUGCCAUAAUUAAGAAGCUGCACCCCUCUAUGUCUUCAGCCCAAAAGACCCCACAGCGAGACAAUGUCCAUCCAACGUCAAGUCCCCAUCGCGAUGGAGCCGAGCAGGUUAGAUUUCUCGGACGCUUUCUUCAGGGACCCGAUGUUUGCCAGCUUCAGAGAUCCCAUGACUUACAGGGACCCCACGAGGGAUCUCUUCGCCCAGCGAGACCUUGUCAGGGAUCCGUUCGUUCGAGAUCCCAUCAGGGAUGCGUUUGUUCGAGAUCCCAUCAGGGAUGCAGCUGGUAAGUGUGUGUGUGGGGGGGGGGAGGACGGACCCCCAACUGGGGUUAAAAUUAAAAAUCAAACAAAAAUAACACAGUAGCAUCCCUUUACUCUUUACUUACACAUCACAUAACAACAUGGUCGUGUGUCGCUAUAAUUAGUACGCAUGCAAUCACCAAACUUGUAGACAUUAAUAAUGGGGUCAUUGAUGAUGAUAUAAACAUCUGAAAAGCAAACGAUGAAUCCUUGUGAAUAAACGAUACCGGUAUUCCACGCACAAUGACAAUCACCCAAUUCGUGAAUUUUAAUACUGUAUGGAAUAAAUGUCUCGUGUCCAGUGUACCCGGCUGCCGUGGGGCCAGUGAGCACACUACCCCUGUCCAGGGCGUUCUUCAACCCCGAGCGUCAGCUGGGCGUCAUGGACACCGACCUGCAGAGGAUGGCGACCGAGAUGAGGCGAAUGUUCAGUGACAUGCAGCACCUCAUGCCAGUCGAUGCCAACCCAGAGAGUUGGAGGAUGAAGGUAUGUGGGGGUGAUGGGUUGCUAGCCCAGAGAGUUGGAGGAUGAAGGUAUGUGGGGGUGAUGGGUUGCUAGCCCAGAGUGUGGGAGGAUGAAGGUAUGUGGGGUGAUGGGUUGCUAGACCAGAGAGUUGGAGGAUGAAGGUAUGUGGGGGUGAUGGGUUGCUAGACCAGAGAGUUGGAGGAUGAAGGUAUGUGGGGUGAUGGGUUGCUAGCCCAGAGAGUUGGGGGAUAAAGGUAUGUGGGGUGAUGGGUUGCUAGCCCAGAGUGUGGGAGGAUGAAGGUAUGUGGGGUGAUGGGUUGCUAGACCAGAGAGUUGGACCAUGAAGGUAUGUGGGGUGAUGGAUUGCUAGCCCAGAGGGUUGGAGGAUGAAGGUAUGUGGGGAGAUGGGUUGCUAGCCCAGAGAGUUGGAGGAUGAAGGUAUGUGGGGUGAUUAGUUGCUAGCCCAGAGGGUUGGAGGAUGAAGGUAUGUGGGGAGAUGGGUUGCUCGACCAGAGAGUUGGAGGAUGAAGGUAUGUGGAGUGAUGGGUUGCUAGCCCAGAGUGUGGGAGGAUGAAGGUAUGUGGGGUGAUGGGUUGCUAGCCCAGAGAGUUGGAGGAUGAAGGUAUGUGGGGUGAUGGAUUGCUAGACCAGAGAGUUGGGGGAUGAAGGUAUGUGGGGUGAUGGAUUGCUAGACCAAAGAGUUGGGGGAUGAAGGUAUGUGGGGCAAUCGGUUGCUAGCCCAGAGAGUUGGAGGAUGAAGGUAUGUGGGGUGAUGGGUUGCUAGACCAGAGAGUUGGAGGAUGAAGGUAUGUGGUGUAAUCGGUUGCUAGCCCAGAGAGUGGGAGGAUGAAGGUAUGUGGGGUGAUGGGUUGCUAGCCCAGAGAGUUGGAGGAUGAAGGUAUGUGGGGUGAUGGGUUGCUAGCCCAGAGAGUUGGAGGAUGAAGGUAUGUGGGGUGAUGGGUUGCUAGCCCAGAGAGUUGGAGGAUGAAGGUAUGUGGGGUGAUGGAUUGCUAGACCAGAGAGUUGGGGGAUGAAGGUAUGUGGGGCAAUCGGUUGCUAGCCCAGAGAGUUGGAGGAUGAAGGUAUGUGGGGUGAUGGUUUGCUAGACCAGAGAGUUGGAGGAUGAAGGUAUGUGGGGUGAUGGGUUGCUAGCCCAGAGAGUUGGAGGAUGAAGGUAUGUGGGGUGAUGGAUUGCUAGCCCAGAGAGUUGGAGGAUGAAGGUAUGUGGGGUGAUGGAUUGCUAGACCAGAGAGUUGGGGGAUGAAGGUAUGUGGGGCAAUCGGUUGCUAGCCCAGAGAGUUGGAGGAUGAAGGUAUGUGGGGUGAUGGUUUGCUAGACCAGAGAGUUGGAGGAUGAAGGUAUGUGGUGUAAUCGGUUGCUAGCCCAGAGAGUUGGAGGAUGAAGGUAUGUGGGGUGAUGGGUUGCUAGACCAGAGAGUUGGAGGAUGAAGGUACGUGGUGUAAUCGGUUGCUAGCCCAGAGAGUUGGAGGAUUAAGUAAGGCGGAUUAGUGAACAUCAACACAGAGGGCUGGAUGAUAUUGGUAAGGGGGAUAAUCGGAUGUUAACCCAGAGAGCUGGGUGGGGUGUAUGUUUAAGAUAAAGGGGAAGAACUUCAUAAGGGAGAUCAAUCUAUAUAUUUGGUUGCUAUUUAUUAUCAAAUGUAAAGAAUGCGAGUUUGAACUCUACCUUUAUAUUUCUUUCCCUCUAAUUCUUAGGUCUAGCUGACUUAAGUCGAACGAUUUAAGUCAUCAGACUUAUUUUGUAAUUUAAAUCUAGUGACUUUUUGCUCUUAAUAAAAUUUGAGAGCUUAUUAUAAUUCUGCAUGCGGACGUCCACAUCCGUGGUGGGGGUUAACCCACAUGCGGAAAAGUGUGGACAAGGGAAAAGAGCACACUUUUUGCCGACAUCCUCUAUGAGCAAACGCCUAAGGGAGACUUAAUCCCAGCCACGAGAAGCUCAUGUAUCGAGUCUUAUUUGUGAGAUUGAGCUUGACGACGUGAUCAUUUUAGUCACUAUGGAACACUGACGAAUUCAUGACUAAAAAUUUGAUUAGAAGUAUUGAUGAGAAGCGCGAGGUAAAUGUAGCAUUCAACGAACCCUUACAAUACAACUGCUCUAUUUGAACAAUGUUGCAGGAGAACUUCCACCUGGACAAUCCAGUUCACCAGGACCAGAUGUCCGGACGAAAUAUUUUCCGGCUCCAGUUUGACGUGCGUCAAUUCAAGCCAGAGGAGAUCUUCGUCAAAACACUUGGAAAGUAGGACACGCGAUUAAACUGUUUUUUUUUUUUUUUUUUUAAAUAAGCAUGGGGAUAGGGAAGAAAGGCUUUUUUCAACAAUACUAAUUCUUUCCAUAAAAGUGGAAUAUUUUUCAGUCAAAAAUAUCCCCAUUUAGCUUUACAACANGGACACGCGAUUAAACUGUUUUUUUUUUUUUUUUUUUAAAUAAGCAUGGGGAUAGGGAAGAAAGGCUUUUUUCAACAAUACUAAUUCUUUCCAUAAAAGUGGCAUAUUUUUCAGUCAACAAUAUCCCCAUUUAGCUUUACAACACGCCAGUGAGCUUGGAGGUUUGCUAUCAACUUUUUACACAGCAACUCUGACACACGUAUGCCACAAAGCUAAUGAAGACGGAAGAACUGAUAGGUGCUCUUCAAAUUAAUUGACAUUGAUCAAUGAACUCAUAAUGUACAGACCAUGUAUAAACAACGCAUAUGUCAAAUCUGUCAUUAAAUCUAACCAAAUACUGGCAUAUGUCAUGUUCACAGUCAGCUGACCGUGCAUGCCAGACACGAGGAGAAACAUGAGGGAAAAUCUCUCUUGAGGGAAUAUAACAGACAGUAUGUCCUUCCUAAGGUAGGUCUAUAACAUGCAAAUACAAUAUUUCCUCCAAAACAAAUAAUAUGUCCUCCCUAAGAUAGAUAUAUAACAGAUAAUAUAUCCACAACGUAGGUGGAUAACAGAUAUGUCCUCCCCUAGGUAGGUACUUAAGAGACAACAUGUCCCCCCAAAGGUCGGUGUUUAACAUGACUAAUGGCUGUGUGCCCUCCAUAAGGGGGAGGCAUAUAACAGGUAGUAUGCCCUCCGUGAGGUAAGUAUAUAACAGACAGUAUUUCCAUUCUAAGAUAUAUAUGUAUACAUAACAAGACUGAUGGCUCUGUGCCCCCCCCCCAUAGGCUGAAUAUAUAAAAUAACUGCUGCCCAAUUAGAGGUACUUUCUCUCCACGAGUACUCCAUGCAAUACGAGAAUGUCAGACCAUGGGCCCCCGCCAUGCCAUACGAGAAUGUCAGACCAUGGGCCCCCGCCAUGCCAUACGAGAAUGUCAGACCAUGGGCCCCCGCUUGCCAAAAACAAUACUUUUUUUUUUGGUGAGCUGGAGCACGGAAGGCGAUUCGCUGGUGGAAAGAAGGAAUGUUUUUUAAGACCACAUUAAAGCAUGACUAAAAGACUUCAAUAUAAACCCGGUAACAUUGGAAGAAUCAGCCAAAUGAUUUAACAUUGUGACAUUCCUCCUUACCCAAAGGCUCCAUACAGUAAUGAUGAUUAAAAAAAUCUUGGUCGAUUCUGGCAGAUGAACAAAUAUAACAUAUAAAAUGACUAAAAGCAGGGAGGUCCUUUAAAAAGUGUGUUUGAGGCUUCGGAAUCCAAACACACUAGCACUCAAACAACUUUGAAUCCAAGCGAUACUUGAAAUGUGUACACUGCUUUUGAGUCCAAAUGGUAACAUGUGUGUUUUGUGCGUAUUCAUUAUGGGUCCUAGAAAGUGUAGUGGAGAAAACAAGAGUAAACUGACAACUGUUGGAGCUGCAAUCGAAUUUAAGAAAUAUCGCAUAUCCAGGAUGAAACCAUAACAUGUGUGGCUGAUGUCGCCACUACAUUUGGGAUGCCCCAAAUCGACUGCACGAUUUUGAAAAAGAGGCCAGCAAAAGCAGCUGAUGUGGUGAAAGGGGUUACGAGACUGACCCCUGGGAGAUCUAAAAAUAUAAAAGUAGGAAAGAGUUGAAAAGAAACUUCUCUUAGUUUGGAUUAAUGAAGAACAUUUGGCUGGUGAUGUCAUGUCUGACACAAUAAUUGUGAGAGAGCAAAGAUCCUCCACAGUGAUUUAGUGAAAGGCACGCCUGAUACUAGAGCCCAAAAGGCGUCGUUUAAUACCAGUAAGUGGUUAGUUCAAAAAUUUAAGAAGAGAUCACGGGGCUAUAGAAUUUGUGGAUCCCAGGAACGGAUUCAGUUGGGAUUCUAAGGUCCCAGUGUAUAUUGAAAAAAAGAUAUUAUCUGUAUUUGAUCUUAAAAUUUAAAAAAAAUAUUUUUUUAAACACAUAUAUAUAUAUAUCUAUAUCUAUAUACAUAUAUAUAUAUAUAUAUAUAAAUAUAUAUAUAUAUAUAUAUAAAUAAAUAUAUAUAUAUAUAUAUAUAUAUAUAUAUAUAUGCUUCCAACUUUUGUACCAGUACAAAACAACCCUAAACUGUACAGCUUAGGGAACAUCAUAAAAAUAAUUGAAUAUGAAAUGAUUGAGGUUAAAACUGCAUGGUCUGCACCAGUGGUCUACAAAUCGCUUUUCGGGAGCCACAUGUGGCUCUUUAGCGACCUGAGUGUGGCUCGGCCAGUUGACCACAAAUCGGUUUUGACUCCAAAAAAACAUGCUUCUCGACAGGAUCUUGAAUGAUGAUAGGUUAAAACUGCAUGGUCUGCACCAGUGGUCUACAAAUCGCUUUUCGGGAGCCACAUGUGGCUCUUUAGCGACCUGAGUGCGGCUCGGCCAGUUGACCACAAAUCGGUUUUGACUCCAAAAAAACAUGCUUCUCGACAGGAUCUUGAAUGAUGAGUUUGCGACCACUGGUCUACACUUGUCAUCAAUCAUAUAUCUUUAUAAUCACCUAUCUAACCGUGGCACAGACACUGGAUCAUCUCAACUGUCUUGAAGCAAUUUCCAGUUUUCUUGGUUGACUGAGUUUUAAAUCCCCCACUAGUUUAAAAGUUAUGAUUUGAAUAAAAAUGUAUCUUUGAUCAAAGAGAAUACAAUUAUAAUUUUAUAGUUUGUAGCUUCUGAAAAAUUUAAGUGAAAUCAAAUAUUCCUUCAAAUGUGAAGCAGGACUUAGGUAGUUAUUUUUCAUUUAUAAUAAUCUUUAUAAAUAAUGUAAAAAUGUAAUCAUUACAUCUUUAAUCUCCAAAAACAAAGCUAAAGACACUGCACACUACUUUUGUAUCUGUAUUACACAUGAAAGCUAAAAAUCAAAAACAUUUUUUUUUUCCAAUUAGGAUCUCAACCCAGAAAACCUGGUAUCUAAGCUGAACCGUGAUGGCAUUCUGACCAUAGAGGCCCCCUUGCCCAUCACAGAUGGUCCCAAAGACAAACUCAUCCCUAUCAAACAUGAAUAACAGCUACAGCCUCUAUAGGAAAACAAGACCGAUCUCAACAUGAAAUAAAUUAUGAGCAGUAGCUGAACCAUAGGAGCGGAUUGCACGAUUAUUGUACCAUGCUCAUGCUUAGUUGGAGACUGAUUUAAACACUUUAGGCUUCCUGUGCUGUUUCCAGUGUACUUGGCUUAAUUUCACAUAUAACUUUUAUUUAAAAAAAAAAAAAACUAUCCUUAACAUAUCUUUGACUAUAAAUUCAGCCUUUGGCUAAAGCAGUGGUUCUUAACCUUUUUGGAGGUACCGAACCCCAACAGUUUCAUAUGCGCAUUCACCGAACCCUUCUUAAUAGGAAAAAUUAAAUAUGAUUUUUUUUUCCUUUUUCUUGGACCUCCGCCAAACCCCUAAGACUGACUCACCGAACCCCUGGGGUUCGAUCGAACCCAGGUUAAGAACCACUGGGCUAAAGUGAUAUUGUAAAAAAAAAAAAAUUAAAGGAUAAGCCUUGACUGCAAUGUUGAAACAGAUUAAAAUUCUAAAGAUAAAGAAAAGUCGAUCUAACUUUUAUAGAGACUGUGCAUUUGUAUUUAUAUAUCUCAUUGUGUCUUAUUCUUAUUCAGUGUUGUCUUUUUGAUACAAUUUCAAAAUAUUACUAGUUCUGCUUCAUCUUAAAUAAAUUAUACAUAUUAUGCUAACUUAAAAGUCAUGGCCUUAUUUUUUUGUUAUUAAAUUUUCGUUUGUCAACAUUUAAAUCACCUACGGCUGGGCUGCAGUCUCCUUCCA
Messenger RNA from Lymnaea stagnalis (great pond snail), 7881 nucleotides. The record is from the annotation of a GenBank genome assembly. Lineage: Eukaryota; Metazoa; Mollusca; Gastropoda; Lymnaeidae.